Messenger RNA from Penicillium pulvis, 723 nucleotides. Its product is annotated as putative 2-haloalkanoic acid dehalogenase. Bases 1 to 723 code for a protein of 240 amino acids. The transcript has a single exon. The record is from RefSeq and is a predicted model, not a curated record. NCBI's taxonomy places the organism in Eukaryota, Fungi, Ascomycota, Eurotiomycetes, Eurotiales, Aspergillaceae.
AUGUCCCCCAAGAAGCACGUCGUCUUCGACGUCGUCGGCACCUGCGUCUCCUUCGAUGCCUUCUACGCCGGAAUUGACCGCGUCAUCGGCCCCAAGCUCCUCAAAAACAACAUAACCGCCCGCUCCUUCGGUUUCACCUGGAUGACAGCUGCAGAGCUAGAAUUCACCUUCCUCUCCAUCUCCGAGCGCUACAAGCCCUACAAAGAAAUCAUCCGCGCUCUGUUCUUCCGCACACUCUACAUGAUGGGUAUUGAGGAUCCCCGAUCCUUCGCAACAGAGACCGAGCGCGAAGAGUGCGCACAGGCAUACUCGGAAUUGGAACUGCGCCCUGGUACAAAGGAGUGCUUUGCUACGCUCCGAGAGGCCGGGUUCACCGUUUGGUGCCUUACCACUGGUGAUGCGGUUCGGGUUCGCGGUUACUUCGAGCGGGCUGGUUUAGAUAUGCCGUUGGAGAACUUUAUUACCUGUGAUACAUCUGGUGUGGCGAAGCCGGCGCUUGAUGCUUACCGGCCUGCGUUGAAGAAGUUUGGGGAGGAUGAUGUUAAGUGGUUUGCGGCUGCUCAUAUGUGGGAUGUUACUGCUGCUGUUAAGGUUGGGUUUAGGGGGGCUUAUUGUACUGUUUAUGAGAAGGAGUCUUGUGCUGAGAUCUUUGACGCUAAUUUGGAUGUUAUGGAGGAUAGUUUGUUGGAGAUGGCACAGAAGAUUGUGGCCGCUUCAUCGUGA